Messenger RNA from Symbiodinium natans, 3426 nucleotides. Lineage: Eukaryota; Dinophyceae; Suessiales; Symbiodiniaceae. The record is from the annotation of a GenBank genome assembly.
AUGGCGCGCGCCUCCGAGAAGAAAGCUGGAGGCCACAAGCGGAAUGUGGGUGUGAACUCUCCGAUCAUCUCAGUGGCCUAUCCAGGUCCCGACGGCAGCGAGCAGCUGCUGCAGCUGAAGCUUACCCAGCUCUGGACAAAGACGCGAGGUGUCAUCGACGAGCUGAGAGUGCGCGUGGCCGAGGCCGCCGAAGUCAGCACCUUCCGGGUCAACCUCCUGGUCCCCAGCACUGGUCAGGUCAUCAAAGACUCCGACGGCUGGAAGAGGGAAGGUUGCCCGCAGAACAUGACCGCCACGGUCAUGCCCCUGGUGAGCAACUUGCGUGAUGAUCUCCACCUGGCCUCCGCGGCCGCGGCUGCCGAGGCCAUCGAGGAAGUCCUGGAGCUUGGUCAGGACCCCAACAUUCCAGACAAAAGCGGGAACCCUGUCCUCUUCAAGGCGUGCGGGGCCGGACACCCUGAGAUCGUGGAUCUGCUGCUCCGUGGCAGGGCCGACCCCCAGGGCCGUACCGUGGACUCAUCCAUGGCACCAAUUCACCUCGCAUCUCAGAUGGGCUACGUGGAGGUAGUCCGCUUGCUCCUUGCAGCAAGGGCCGACAAAGAUGCGGCCGACGCCAAGGGGCACACGGCCGUUUUCUACGCGGCCGCCCUGGGUCACGAAGAUGUUGUGCGAGAGUUGAUGCAAGCCGGCUGCGCCAUGGGCAAGGCAGAGCGGGACAGCAACCUCCCCAACCAGCUUGCCACAGAGCAUGGGCAGCGCAUGGUCCAGAGCGUUCUGGACCUUACUCAGAAAGCUGAAGCUCUGCGAGCAGCCACCCGCGCAGGCCAGGAGCGCGUGGUGCGAUGCGUCCUGGAGUUGGCGAGGGCGAUGACCACCGAGAACCUUCACCAAGCAGCUCGCCAAGGACAACUUGGUGUAGUCCAAUGCCUGGUCGAGAAUCGCGCGGACGUGAACGUCCUGGACGAGGAUGGACAGGGGCCCAUCCAGAGUGCGAUCGCGCAGGGCCAUGCCCACAUCGUGCGCUACCUGUGGGAGACCGGCAAGGUGGCCCUUCCGCGGCGCGGCGAGGCCUCAUGCCUCGGCCCAGACGAGAGACGCCUGCAGGACCUCGGCUCGCUGAUGCGGACGGCGAUCGACGCGCGGAGUACGGAGGUGGCCAAGUCCCUGCUCGAGGUGAACGGGGAUGUGAACUAUCCGGAGGCCGACAGUGGACUCACUCCACUUCACAUUGCCGCCGGUUCGGGGCAUGUCGAGAUGGUCCAGUGCCUGCUGGCCGCACGCGCUGCCACCGACGCGGUGGACAAGGGCGGCGACACUGCGCUGGUGCGAGCCGCGAAGCUCCAGCAGGGAGAGGUGGUGUGGUGCCUUGCGGAGGCCGAGUGUCCCGAUUUUACGAGCCUGGAGGGUUCGCCCCUGCAAAUGGCCUGUCGCCAGGGUUGCCCGGAGGUGGUGGAGUGUCUUCUGUGGCUGGGCGUUGACAAGGCCAAAGCCACCGAGAAGGAGCUGCAAUCUCUGCACAUCGCCGCCGCGAACGGGCUCAAGGAAGCGGUCCUAUGCCUGCUGGAGGCGCGGGUUGAGCCGGACGUUCCCACAAAGGCUGGGACAACGCCGCUCUACUUCGCAGCCGCGUGGGCCCGCGAAGAUGUGGUCUGCUGUUUGCUGGAGGCGCGGGCGCAGAUUGACGCUGCGGAAUCCGGUGGAUGGACCCCCUUGUUUGUGGCAGUACAGCGGGGCCAUGUCAGCGUUGUCAAGCUUCUGCUGAAAACCAAGGCCGACAUGAAUAGAGCUGACAAGAAGCAAAGGACGCCCCUCUACUUUGCUUCCUGGCUGGGGCAUCUCCGAAUUGCGCGGCUGAUGCUGCGCGACCGAGUCUUCCCGAACCCGAGAGAUCGACGAGGGUGGACGCCGCUGCACACUGCCAUCGCGCAUGGUCAGGUGGAUGUGGUUCGGAGUCUGAUCGACUGGAACGCAAACGUCGGGAUGACCACCCUAUCCGGAUCCACCUGCGCGGCCUUCUCCGCCCUCUACAACCAGCUCCCGGCCCUAGAGUUGAUCUUGGAGCGUCGCGGAGAUCCCAACUAUGCCGAAGCUGAGCUUUACACGCCCCUCCACCAUGCGGCGGAGUUCGGGCUUCUGGAAGUGAUGCAGAGGCUGCUGGAGGUCCGAGCGGAGGUGGAGAGACGCACCCACGAAGGCUCCACCGCAUUGUUCCUGGCCGCCCAAGAAGGGAGGCUGAAAGCAGUUCACAUGCUCGUGGUGGCCAAGGCAGACAUCAACGCGCCCAAGACGGCCAGCAGCCCUCGCGUACGUGGCGAGGCGCCGAACCAAGAAGGUGCGACGCCGCUCUACAUCGCAGCUUCCUCUAACCACAUGGACGUCGUCAAGUACUUGAUCGCCACCGGUGCCGACAAGGAUCUGUGCGGGCCCCCCCAUGGCGCGGGAACUCCGCUCUACGGGGCGACUUUGCAAGGCCACGUCCAGGUCGUCAGCACCCUGCUGCGCAACCGCGCCACAGUGGACCCUCCGGGCACAGACUGGCAUCCUCUUUUGGCUGCGAUCGAAGCACCCACCCGGGCCUCACUUGUCACACUUCUGGAGGCGCGCGUGUGCCCCAACUCGCGCCAUGAGAGCCCCACUGCGCCUCUCAAGUCUGCAAUAAGGGUGCGGAACCUGGAGGCCAUGAAGUGGCUCGUGCAUGCUGGCGCGAGUCAGGAAAUGGUGGACACCAUGGGAUGGACGCCGCUUCACACCGCCGCGCAUGCAGGCUCCGUCGAUGCGAUGCGGGCCUUGCUGCACAUGUGCGUGUGCAUCGAGCGCACCACGAACAAGGGGGCCACACCUCUUCUCAUUGCUGUCAUGGCUGGUCGAAAGGAGCCUGUUUCCAUCCUCCUUCAGGCAAAGGCCAAUGUCAACCAUGAAAAAAGCGAGGGCUGGACUCCGCUCCUGCUGGCAGCAUCGGCUGGCCGCUCCAAGAUCACCUACGCCUGCCUGCAGGCAAGAGCCGACGUGAAUCAUGCCAACAGUAAAGGCUUCCAAGCGCUCCACCUGGCAGUGGUGCAUGGCUACCCGCAGGUGGCGAUGCUGCUGCUCCAGCACAGAGCAGACAAGGACGCGGUGUGCCCUGCUGGAACUGCCUUGUCUAUGGCGUCGGCGCGGGGAUUUCUCAAGGCCAUCCAGGUGCUGGUCCAGGCCCGGGCGAACGUGGACCUCCCUCGCAAGGAUGGGCGGACGGCGCUCCACUGCGCCACCGAGUCGAAGAACCAUGUGCACGCCGUGCAGCUGCUGCUGGAGGCUGCCGCAGACCCUGACCGGGCAGGCGAAGACGGCUUCACCCCGCUGCACAUCGCGGCGAUGAGGGGCUACGUUGAGAGCUGCCGCCUCAUGCAGCGGGCAGUGCCACGCAAGCCGGCCAAAGGCACUCGCUGA